AUGGUGCGAGAACAAGCGCCUCCAAAGGUGCCCCUACGGCCUAUCACGGCAAACGAAGAAGCCGUAAGACCAUCCUCCCAGGCUGGGAAGCCCCAGAGCACCCCGACAAAGCCUUACGCCUCCGCCGCAUCAUCCCUACCUUUCGACGAAGAUUGGUUCGAGGACGGGAGGUCACCUGCACACAGCCAGAGCCAAAACGACGCUCUACUGGAUAGAUUUAAUGCCCUGAGUCUCGGCGGCUCACAGUCCAAAUCCCAGGAUGGACUGGCAACCGCCGACUCCUCCAUCGUCGAGAUCCUCCCGCCCCCGAGCCGCGGUAACCUCCUCUCCUCAUCGGGGGCCAGCUCCAGCCAGAGUUCCAUGGGGUCCUUCCGUCCGGCGUCUUCCCAGAGCCUCUUUGGUUCGUCAUCGUCGUCACAGAACGGCAAGGCCAAGUCGAACGCUUUCCGCCGCCCAAUGUCGUCGGCGCAGCAGAAGGCGUACAAUAGCGUCUUUAUCAAACAGACUAGGCGCCCUGAGCAUCACCGAGACAACCAGUACCGCGUCGCUGCACCGACGGCAGCCCCGCUUGCUGAUAUCCCGGCACCGGCGCCCAAGACGUUUAGUUCGAUCGACGACUUUUUGGUGGCGCAACCGUUUCGGCAGCAUGAGCCCGAGACGGAGUUCUAUACGGACCCGAAGAAGGCGGCUUCGGAUUUGAAGGCCUUGCUAGAGGGCGGCAUGGAAGAGGAUGCUGAGGGGGAUAAAGACGGUAUAGAUGGCGAAGAGAAGAAGCGGAAAGAUGGAACACUUGAGGGGCUUAAUGUUAAGCUGUUGCCUCACCAGGUUGAGGGGGUUGAGUGGAUGAAGGGUCGCGAACUUGGCCCUGUUAAGCGGGGCAAGGUGCCCCGGGGAGGCAUCCUUGCCGAUGAUAUGGGUCUGGGAAAGACUCUACAGAGUAUCUCGCUUAUCCUGAGCAACCAGAGGCCCGACAAGGAAGACAAGGCCUGGAAGAAGUCGUAUGCUGGUGUCGAGAAGACUACGCUCGUCGUGGCUCCUCUUGCCCUCAUCCGCCAGUGGGAAGCGGAGAUCAAGGAGAAGGUGGCUAAGACCCACAAACUCAAGGUUUACGUCCACCACGGCCCACAAAGGACAAAGUCAUUCAAGGAACUCGCCCUCUACGAUGUUGUUGUCACCACUUAUCAGACGCUUGUUUCGGAGCACGGACACUCGGCCAGCGCUCCAGACGGACCCAAAGCCGGCUGCUUUGGUCUCCACUGGUGGCGCGUGAUUCUCGACGAGGCGCACUCGAUUAAGAACAGGAAUGCCAAGGCGACCAAGGCAUGCUGUGCCCUGCGAACCAUUUUCCGGUGGUGUUUGACUGGUACGCCUAUGCAGAAUAACCUCGACGAGCUGCAGUCUCUCGUCCAUUUCCUUCGCAUCCAGCCCUACGAUGACCUGAGGGAGUGGAGGGAACACAUCGACAAGCCUAUGAAGAACGGAAAGGGCCACCUCGCUAUUCGCCGGCUGCACAGUUUGCUGCGCUGCUUCAUGAAGCGCCGCACGAAGGACAUUCUCAAGGAGGACGGUGCGUUGAAUCCCGGCGGCAAGCCAUUGGAGCCCGGCGAGAAGUCCGCUACGGGGUUCAAGGUCACGGAGCGCAAGGUCGUCGACGUCAGCGUCGAGUUCUCGCCCGCGGAGAAACGGUUUUACGGGCGGCUCCAGGCUCGCGCCGAUAAGAGUCUCGAGAGGAUGUUGAAGGGGAAAGUCAACUAUGCUAAUGCGCUCGUGUUGCUGCUGCGACUCCGACAAACAUGCAACCACCCGAAGCUGGUGGAAGGGAAGCUCGAGAGGGAUGGGGACGUGCUCUCCGGCUCCGGGGGCAAUGCCCGGAAGGAAGUGGGGCAGACGGCCAUAGACGACUUGGCGGAUUUGUUCGCUUCGGCUAGCAUCCGGACGAAGUCGUGCUUGAUAUGCGGUUGUGAGUUGGGGUUGGCAGAGUCGAAAGCCGGACGGGAUCAUUGUCAGGAUUGCGAUGCUGACCUCGUGUACUUUAACAAUGGCGGAGACGAUACUAGGAAGAGGGGGAAGAAGGAUAAGAAAAAGAAGAAGAAGAAGAAGACCAACAAGGACUCGAGCGAUCAAGAGGCACAUGAUGAGGCUUCUUCGCCUCAACAACGAAAUGCAGAGGCCGCAGGCAAGAGGUCCAGAAGGCCGGCCGCGCGAAAAGUCAUUAUGGACAGUGACGACGAAGAGGAGGAAGGCAGCUGGCUUGUCCCCGAGGAUCAGCGUGGCGAGCUGAAACUGGGGAAGGCCGGUGGGGAGGAAGACGAGAAUGCCGAGGGUGGAGGUGACUGGAUAGGUUCCGAGGACUCGUUCCACAAGUCUGAAGCCGAGGACGACGGAAGUCAGCUGGACAGUUUCAUCGUCCAUGAUGACAAGGUCCCCAAGGAUGACAGUGCGGUCCUCGCGGCAUACAGGACUGACGAUGACGAUGACGACGCCUUCCCCUCUGUGCAGGCUCUAUGCUCCCAACCUUCUCAGCCGCAAGUUGUCGAUGCAGAUGCUACGGCUUCCUCAAUCGAGGACUCUGAUGACUCUGGUGACUCUGAGGGAGAGUCCUCCUCGUCCGAGGAAGACGAAGAAGACAGUGGUGUUGACGAGGGUGACAUCGAAAGCGACAGCGACGAUGAUGGCCUCGCCGUCUUCCGCCUCAAGAAGAAGAGCGGCAGCCAAGUCCUCGCGUCCGCCAAGAUCCGCCGCCUGAUCAAGAUCCUGCACAAGGAGGUGCACGAGCACAAGUUCAUCGUCUUCUCCCAGUUCACGUCCAUGCUGGACCUCGUCGAGCCCUUCUUCGAGAAGGAAGGGUUCAAGUACACGCGCUACGACGGGAGCAUGAAGAACGACGAGCGCGAGGAGAGCCUCCACAGGCUGAGGAACGAUAAGAAUACGCGCAUUCUGCUGUGUAGUUUGAAGUGCGGGUCUUUGGGGUUGAAUUUGACGGCGGCUACGAGGGUGGUUAUUCUUGAGCCUUUUUGGAAUCCGUUCAUCGAGGAACAAGCCAUCGAUCGCGUCCACCGACUCACCCAAAAGAUUGACGUCAUCGUCUACAAGCUCACCGUCGGCGGCACCGUCGAAGAGCGCAUCCAGCAACUACAGCAGAAGAAGCGGCUCCUCGCAGAGCAGGCCAUCGAGGGCGGCAUGAAGAAGGACGCCUUCAAGCUCGGCAUCAAAGAGAUGCUCGAUCUGUUCAAGCACGAGGGCAGCAUCGACUACGUUGGGGCUUACGAGAAGGGCUCAGACACUGAGAGUGAGAGGAGUGGGGGCCUGCUGGCGUCGUCGUCGCAGAGGUCUGGGGAUGGGAGGGCACCGCCACCGAACUAUCGAUCAGAAGCAGAAAAAGUAAUCAAGAUGGCGCCCUUACUCCCUCGCAUGCAAGUCUUCGAAAUCGACGACCAGCCAUGGUUCCCCUCCUUCCUCCGCGCCCAUAUCCAAAACGCCCUCUCUCUCGUCUGGACAUUGCCGCCCCUCCCCUUCACCACCUCCCCUGCCACCCACGCCGCGAACAUCCUCCAACGCCACCUCCCCUCCUACCACACCCACACCUACAUCGACUUCUGCGCCGGCGGCGGCGGCCCCACGCCCGCCAUCGAACGCAUCAUCAACGACGGGCUCCGCAGACGCGGCGAGAAGGACGUCCGCUUCGUCAUGACGGACAUACACCCCAACGUGGACAGCUGGAGGCGGUGGAGUGCCGGAAGGAGCGCUUUGAGUUUUGAGGAGGAGAGCGUGGAUGCUAGGGACGGCGGGGCGGUGGUGAGCAGGUGGAAGGAGGGGGAUGGGGGGAGGAUUUGUAGGUUGUUUAAUUUGGCGUUUCAUCAUUUUGAUGGGGGGUUGGCGGGGGAUAUUUUGAGGGAUACGGUGAGGACGAGCCAUGCUUUUGCCAUAUUUGAACUCCAAGAUCGGCAUCUUCUCUCCUUCUUGCCCAUCCUACUCCUCUUCCCCGCCACAUUUCUCUUCGCUCCCUUUUACGCCCUCAAGCACCGUUCGCUCUCAGCGCUCAUUUUCACCUACCUCUUCCCCGUCAUCCCUUUCGUCCUCGUCUUCGACGGGUGGAUGUCCGCGGUGAGGACUCGCACGCCGGAAGAGGUGGAGGCUAUGUUGAGGGAGAGCGCGGGGCCUGAUGCGGCGGAGUGGCGGGUAAAGAGUGGGAGGGAGGUGCAUCUUUGGCCUUGUGGGUAUGUCAAUUGGAUCGUGUGUUACAAGGAGUAG
Scedosporium apiospermum is the source of this 4251-nucleotide messenger RNA. RefSeq lists its product as uncharacterized. The coding region runs from base 1 to 4251 and encodes 1416 amino acids. The record is from RefSeq and is a predicted model, not a curated record. Gene Ontology annotation, molecular function: ATP binding; ATP-dependent chromatin remodeler activity. Lineage: Eukaryota; Fungi; Ascomycota; Sordariomycetes; Microascales; Microascaceae. Gene Ontology annotation, cellular component: cytoplasm. The transcript has 5 exons.